Messenger RNA from Nycticebus coucang (slow loris), 1761 nucleotides. It is a transcript of the gene OSM, whose product is annotated as oncostatin M. Gene Ontology annotation, cellular component: extracellular region. The record is from RefSeq and is a predicted model, not a curated record. Gene Ontology annotation, biological process: immune response; oncostatin-M-mediated signaling pathway. Lineage: Eukaryota; Metazoa; Chordata; Mammalia; Primates; Lorisidae. The transcript is spliced from 3 exons. Gene Ontology annotation, molecular function: cytokine activity; oncostatin-M receptor binding. The coding region runs from base 20 to 775 and encodes 251 amino acids.
CAGAGCACGGGCACCCAGCAUGCGGGCACUGAUCACACAGAGGACGCUGCUCAGUCUGGUCCUUGGACUCCUGUUUUCAAGUAUGAUGGCUAUGGGCCGCUGCCGGGAAGAUUACCAUGCACUCCUCAGCCAGCUCCAGAAGCAGGCAAAUUCCACACAGGACCCCAGCACACUCCUGGACCCCUAUAUCCGCAUCCAAGGCCUAGACUUCCCUAGGCUCAGAGACCAUUGCAAGGAGCGUCCUGGGGCCUUCCCCAGCAAUGAUGCCCUGAGGGGGCUGGGCCAGCAGGCCUUUCUGAGGACCCUUGAUGCCACCCUGAGCCUUGUCCUGCACAGACUUGCUGCCUUACAGCGGCACCUCCCUGAGGCCCAGGACUUGGAGAAGCUGCCGAUGGCGAGGCAGAAUGCCCAGGACUUGCAGACACUGAAGAUGGCAAGGCUGAACAUCCAGGGGCUCAGGAACAAUAUCUACUGCAUGUCCCGGCUGCUUGGCAGCUCCCAGGAUGCAGCUGAGCCCACUCAGACAGGCCCAGGGACCUCACUGCCACCGACCCCCACCCCGGGUGCCUUUCAGCGCAAGCUGGAGGGCUGCAGGUUCCUGGACGGCUACCAUCGCUUCAUGCGCUCCGUGGGGCAGGUCUUCAGUGACUGGGGGGCGAGCCCAAGCCAGAGUCGGAGACAUAGGCCCCGCCGGGCCCUACAGAAGGGAGCCCGCAGAACCAGACCCUCAAGCAGAGGCAAGAAACUCACACCCAGGGGCCAGCUGCUCCAGUAACCUCAGGAGUACCCCUUGCAGGUGAAGGAUGCAGCAGGUGCUCUGAGGAUGUGAGGGGCUAAGGCAGGCAGACACAAACCUGCUCCCUCCACUCCCUACUUCUCAGAAGUGCACUUUAAGGGGUGGGAGCUGGGCAGGCCCCUUCUACCUCCUCCAGGCUGGAAGUAGGGUAGAGUCAGGCUGCUGUACUCCUUAGCCCUGAGUUCCCCAGUCCCAGUGGGGUGGCCAGGUCAGGCCACGCGGGGCCGACUUUCCAUUGAUUCAGGGGUCUGAUGACACAGGCUGACUCACAGCUGGGCUGACUGCCCCCCUACUUUGCUCCCUGGAGGCCUUGCUGGCCCUUCCCUCUCAUGACUUGCAGGGCUAUUGCCCCCAGACUUCCUCCUUUCCAUGGUUCUGAAGGAGAGGUCAUGGCCUGAGCUGGCAUCCUAUGCCUCACCCGGUCUCAGGCCAGACACCUGGAUGUCUGGGGAACCUCACUUUAGGCAGCUGUAUCAGGGGCCAGGUGUCCUGGAAGGAGAACUGAUAUGAAAGUCCAGGGAAGGGGACUCAGGUCCCAGCCCAGCCCCUAACUUGCUAUGUGACCUCAGGCAGAUCAUUUUACCUCUCUAGACCUCAGUUUUCUCUCUGUGAAGCCAGAGAGUUGGGGACCAAGUAAGGCCCACUCUGUUUCUGGGACUCUGGGACAGAAAGUGGCUAUCAUAUUCUCUGUAAAUCAGGAUGUCUAGUGCAAAUGGCAAUGGGGUAGAUGCUGGUGGGAGACUUCCUAGUUGUCUGUACUUGGGGCCUCGAAGCUGGGUGCUCCCCCUGGUGGUGUAUCAUGGAAUUUUCUCAGACUGAAACGAUAGCCCUCUUGAGAGCAGGUUCUUGAAGCUACUGGACCAGUUCUUUGGAGGGACAUGAUUAAUUUAUCAAUUUUUAUCAGUUUUAUAUUUAUAAUGCUUAUUUAUGAUGUGUAUUUAAUGUUAAUAUUGUGCCAACCUAUA